GACUGAGUGACGCGCCAGCAGGAGUCGGACUGGGACUGCCAUAAGAGGCGGCAGCAGCUGGAGCGCAAGCAGAGCGGGGAGAGGCUUCCUACAGCAGCACACCGCCACGCAGCUCAGCCUCCUCUCUGAGCCAGCAGCGCAGGUCCAUGCUGCCGCCUCAGUAACUCUUCUACCCCGACAAACAACGCUACUCGGCGGGCUUCUACAACCCGAUUCUCCGGAGAAGUUCAAAAGUAGAGUUGAUUGAGUUUGUGUAGCAGCCAUGGGCAGCAAGACUCUGCCAGCACCAGUCCCUCUCCACCCAUCCCUCCAGCUGGCCAACUACUCCCUCCUCCAAAGCUCCACAGGCCUCCAGCUGCCAGCAGAUCAUUUCCACAGCAUCUAUAGCUUCAGCGCCUUACACGCCAUCCACCUCCACCAGUGGACCCUCGGCUACCCGCCUUUGGCCCUGCCCCGCUGCACAAUCUCAAAGUUACCUGCCCAGUUCUCCUCCAUGGCCUCCAUCCCUAUAUUCCCUCACCUCCUGCAGCCCAAGCAAGACUCAGUGAGGUUGCUGCAGAGCUCCAAGAACAAGCCUCGCUUUGACUUUGCCAACCUGGCAGCAGCAGCCACCCAGGAGGAUCACCUGAAGGCGGAGGACCUGAGCAUGGCGGGUGCUGCUGCUGCUGCUGCAGCGCAAGCUUCAUCUCACCACCCAACCUCAGCUAGUCUGGGAUGCCUCCUGGACGUGACCAAACUCUCCUCACCAGAGCGCAAGUCCAGCCGAGGACGACUGCCCUCCAAGACCAAGAAAGAAUUUGUCUGCAAGUUCUGUGGCCGCAAUUUUACCAAAUCCUACAACCUUUUGAUCCACGAGAGGACGCACACAGACGAGAGGCCAUAUACCUGUGAUAUCUGUCACAAAGCCUUCAGAAGACAAGACCACCUCCGAGACCACAGGUACAUUCAUUCCAAAGAAAAGCCCUUCAAAUGUCAGGAGUGUGGGAAGGGCUUCUGUCAGUCCAGGACUCUGGCUGUCCAUAAAACACUACACAUGCAGGUCAAGGAUCUGAAGCCAAUCAAAGUCAAGUGAUGCACUCUGCCAGCAGGGAAGAGACGUGAACACAACAUAAAACAAGAAUCAAACACAAUCAAAGACUUUUUCAUCUCAGCUGCUUGGGGCACAGCCCUCAGCCUCCAUGGAUUACUUCUCAAGGAUUACAUGUUUUACCAGCCAGUUCUUAAAGAAAUAAUACAGAAAUAAGCCUUAAUGUAGAAGUGUAUGCUUCGUUAUCAAAGCCUGAUUUGGUAGAGGAGCCAGUGGAACGAGAAAUGGACCUUAAGGAAAAGGUCCUUGUGGCGCUCAGGCGCUUAUAAUUCAAAGCAGGACACAAGUUAUAUGCAAUGAUCAAAGCCAUGUUAGCAUAGACACAUUUUCUUGCUUGUCAAUACCACAUUCCAAUGUUAUUUUUGUACAGAUACAUUAUAUCAGAAAUGUAUUUUUGCACUUUAAUCAGUUUAUUGAUUAUUUACAUGAUUAUUCACUGGAUUUUUUAUUUUCAAAAUGAAUAAUCAUUUCUAAAUAAAAUAUUUUACUGUAA
Messenger RNA from Micropterus salmoides (largemouth bass), 1580 nucleotides. It is a transcript of the gene osr1, whose product is annotated as odd-skipped related transcription factor 1. Gene Ontology annotation, molecular function: DNA-binding transcription factor activity, RNA polymerase II-specific; RNA polymerase II transcription regulatory region sequence-specific DNA binding. Gene Ontology annotation, biological process: urogenital system development; regulation of transcription by RNA polymerase II; embryo development. The transcript has 3 exons. The record is from RefSeq and is a predicted model, not a curated record. NCBI's taxonomy places the organism in Eukaryota, Metazoa, Chordata, Actinopteri, Centrarchiformes, Centrarchidae. Gene Ontology annotation, cellular component: nucleus. Bases 263 to 1072 code for a protein of 269 amino acids.